This is a messenger RNA of Sardina pilchardus (European sardine), 992 nucleotides long. It is a transcript of the gene pex11g, whose product is annotated as peroxisomal biogenesis factor 11 gamma. Gene Ontology annotation, cellular component: peroxisomal membrane. Gene Ontology annotation, biological process: peroxisome fission. The transcript has 5 exons. The coding region runs from base 242 to 973 and encodes 243 amino acids. Lineage: Eukaryota; Metazoa; Chordata; Actinopteri; Clupeiformes; Clupeidae. The record is from RefSeq and is a predicted model, not a curated record.
CAGAGUAAAGUUCAGUUGUUUGGUUUCUGACUGGUUAGGUAUUUGUUAGGUCUGUCUGAGAAAGAGUUGAAAAAAGAGCUGACAGGCAUGACGUGUGGUAUGUUGUACUGCAUGGACCUGCACUUCUGAGGACACGAAAGCCCAUUUCUUCACAUAGAUAGAUUUCUUCACAGGUGAAGACAUAGGUUAGGCUAAUAACGUUACUAUUACUGUGAAUGAACGUAAUCGAGCACAGGGCAUUAUGCAGGAAUCAAUCGGAUCGAUUGUGAAUUUACUAGAAUCAUACAGAGGAAGAGACAAGGUGGUCCGAACGCUUUGCUAUGGCUCUCAGCUGGUCGGAGGCGUUCUCUCCCAGAAGACUGCAGGGUCGUCUGAAGUCGGGAAGAGUCUUAUGUUGUUUUCAGCACAGCUGAGCCACUGCAGAACUGUCCUGAGACUUUUCGAUGACCUCUCCAUGGUUGCCUACUCGAGGAAUUAUGGAUUAGGAAACAGGGAGGAUGACAGUAUAGUCCGAUGUGUGUCAGUGCUUACCAAUGUUGCGGAUCAGCUGUACUACCCAUGUGAACACAUUGCCUGGGCUGCAGAUGCAGAGUUGGUCAAGGUCAAGUCAGACAAAUGGUGGACUCUGAGUACAUUACUCUGGGCCUCAUCCUUGCUGCUGGGAGCUCUCAGAUCAAUUCGAGUCAUCUUUCUGCUUAGGAGAAAGCUGCGUAAAAGCCGAAGAACAGCACAGGAAAAUGUCAGUGAAAGACUGGCCAUGCAGAGAGAGUGUCAACAACAAAUCAAGAUGGAGUUCCUGGGUAUUCUCAGCUGUCUGGCAGAUCUUAGCAAUGCCAUUCACUGGAUGCCCCCUGGUAUUCUCUGGGCAGGACGCUUCCCCAAAUGGCUUGUGGGACUGAUGGGCACAGUCUCAUCUUUCAUUGGCUUGUAUCAGAUGGGCUCAAGUGAUAGUGAGCAUGAAGCGACCUCUUGAUCAUAUAAAUAACUUUCAC